Messenger RNA from Salvia splendens (bonfire salvia), 1817 nucleotides. RefSeq names its product cytochrome b561 and DOMON domain-containing protein At3g61750-like. NCBI's taxonomy places the organism in Eukaryota, Viridiplantae, Streptophyta, Magnoliopsida, Lamiales, Lamiaceae. Bases 56 to 1432 code for a protein of 458 amino acids. The transcript is spliced from 3 exons. The record is from RefSeq and is a predicted model, not a curated record.
AGACAAAACAGCUGGAAGGGUUCAUUCAUUAUUUUUUGUGAAGAAUUUGGCGGGAAUGAUGAUGAUCACCUGCCACCUCCAACCACCGUGCUCAGUCCCACCACCACCACCAUCCACAGGCAUAAGCUUCAAAACCAAGACACCUCUUCAUAAAAAAAAGAGAAUAUACCCACCAGACAAGGCUCUACAAAAUUGGUUUGAUUGUUGGCAGGGCUCACAUCAUCCUGUGGUAGCGAUGGAGGGGAGGUGGAGAUGGGCGUUCCUUUUGGCAAGCUUGGUGAGUUACAUAGGCUCAGAUGCAGCUGCAGACGAAGGCGGUGGCAGUGAAGGUGACGGAAGGAAAGGCCUCUGCAGCACUGAUCUCACCACAUUUCUCCCUUUUCCAUAUAGCAACUUACCAAACAUGGUCUGCCAGCCACUUUGGAACUCAUAUUUGUUGAGGUAUUCCAAGUCGAAGGACAACGAGAUAACGAUGGUGCUAUCGACCAUCUACACGAGCGGAUGGGUGGGGAUCGGAUUCUCGCGAGACGGGAAGAUGCUAAACUCGAGCUGCAUGGUGGGAUGGGUGAACCAAGAGGGACAAGGAAGGAUAAAACAGUACCACAUAAAAGGGUUCACCCCGAGCGAGAUCAAGCCCGAGCGGGGUGAACUCCCCCUGACGAACGUGCCGCCGUACGUGGCCGUGCAGGGGGCAACCAUAUACCUAUCCUUCCAGCUCAAAUUCAACACCACCCUCAAAACGCAGCCACUACUGCUAGCUUUCAGCACCAAACCACCGCACCACCACCGCCUCACUGUCCACGAAGACAAGACAACCAUAUACUUGGAUUUCUCAGCUGGUAAAACGGACGACAGCAGCGGCGGCGUUAAGUCGUAUUUGAAAGACAGGAGGACUCACGGGACGCUGGCGGUGAUGGGGUGGGGAUUCUUCCUCCCCACGGGGGCUAUUAUGGCCAGAUAUCUGAGCCGGAAGGAUAAAGUCUGGUAUUACUUUCAUGUUCCGAUUCAGUUCAUUGGUUUCUUGCUGGGAGUUGCGGCGGUGAUUGUUGGAGUGUCGCUUUACAGCAAGAUGCAUGUUUUCUUCCCAGCACACAGGGGGAUUGGGAUUUUCCUUCUUGUCAUCACCAUUCUGCAGGUGCUUGCAUUCUUCACGAGGCCGAGCUCGGACAGCAAGUAUCGGCGUUACUGGAAUUGGUACCACAACUGGGUUGGGAGGAUCUGCCUCUUCUUCGGAGCAGUUAAUAUCCUUGUAGGAAUCCACAUUGCCGAUGCAGGCCAAGGUUGGAAGAUUGGAUAUGGAUUUCUGCUUGGUUUCCUGUUGGUUACUGUCAUUGUUCUUGAAGCAUUGCUCUGGCUUAGACGAUCGGCUGACGCAGAUAAGCAGCAUCCCCCAUUUUCAAUCAAUUCAAUCGACCGCGAAAUAUCACUCUAAAUCUUUACCUAAUUUAGCUAUGAAUUUCAAUCGCUUUUAUCUUUUGUUGUUUCAACUGUGAUUGCAAAUUGGAUUGGUGAAACUUGAAACUAGAACGACAGAGGUUAAUCAAAUCAAGUGUGUAGAUACAAAUUAAAGAGGUCGUGUUGAGAUGCUCAUGCAAGGCUCAGUUUGAAGUUUUGUACAGGAACUUUCCAUCAAAUUAGUUGCUUGUUACACCGUUUGGUUUCAUUCUUCGAAUCGGACAUAUUAAUUCAAGAAUUAGGGCGUCCAAGGUCAUCGUUUUAUGUAUAAAUUCGAGACUAAGAAUUUCACGUUUUUUUAUUUGUGUCCAGUUGGGAAUUCUCACACUUACAAAUAUAAUUUGUAUUACUAAUUUUUAAGA